AUGCCAAUCUCAGCUCUGCCUCAAUCGACUGUCCGCCUUCUUGGCUCCUCAGUCGUCAUCAGCAAGCCUUGUGACGUGGUCAAGGAGCUUCUGGACAAUGCCAUCGACGCGGGAGCUAGCUUUGUUGAAAUUGCAAUCUCGCCCAAUUAUCUCGAUACGAUACGAGUCCGUGACGACGGCCAAGGAAUCGACAUUGAAGAUUUUGAUGCUCUUGGUAAACGUACUCAUACCAGCAAGUUGAGAGCUUUCGAUGAGCUUGGAUCGAGGGCCAGAGAGACGCUGGGCUUUCGUGGUGAGGCGCUUGCGGCCAUGAAUUCUCUCGCUACCAUCACUGUUACAACCCGAACGGUCAAGGAUGUUGUAGCGACACGAUUGCAGCUCAAGCCAAAAGCUGGAGGUGUUGACAACAGACAACCAGUAUCGGCUCCUGUUGGUACAACCGUUCAGAUCACCAAGCUUUUCGACACACUGCCCGUUAGAAAACAAUAUUCUUUGAAAAUUAGCGCCAAAUACAUACAAUCUACAAAAGAUCUCUUGAAGGCCUGCGCCCUAGCCCGACCGGACCUUAGACUGUCAUUCAAGGUUCUUGGAGAAGCUACCCACUGCUGGUCAUACGCCCCUGUUUGUGCCGCAGGAGUCAAAGAGGCGGCUCUGCAGAUAUUUGGAACUACUUUGGCGAAUAAUUGCGUCUAUGUGUCUCGCAACUCAGCGUGUGAUCAGGCGACACCUCCCCAACUCCAUCAGCAGCUCCCCGAAGAUUUCAUAUUGGAAGCUCUCAUCCCAAAGCCCGGUUUUGAAGUCCAAGCUGUCAAGGGAAAAGGGUUUUAUUUAUCCAUCGAUUCAAGGCCCAUCUCAUCUCAGGACGCCAUGGCUAAAAAGCUCAUAGCCAUUUAUAAGCCAUAUCUGAACCGGGCUGCUGGCACAGGAGAGUCUUGUGCUAGCAUACCCAACCCUUUCGUGCAGCUAAAUAUUCGGUGCCCCCCUAACAGCUACGAUGUAAAUGUGACACCGCUUAAGGAUGAAGUUGUGUUUGGAAACGAAGGGGCCAUCACGGCCUGUUUUGAGGGACUUUGCCAAAAGAUAUAC
This is a messenger RNA of Trichoderma harzianum CBS 226.95, 1086 nucleotides long. RefSeq lists its product as hypothetical. Lineage: Eukaryota; Fungi; Ascomycota; Sordariomycetes; Hypocreales; Hypocreaceae. Gene Ontology annotation, molecular function: ATP binding; ATP-dependent DNA damage sensor activity; ATP hydrolysis activity. The record is from RefSeq and is a predicted model, not a curated record. The transcript has a single exon. The annotation marks the transcript as partial. Gene Ontology annotation, biological process: mismatch repair. Gene Ontology annotation, cellular component: MutLalpha complex.